Molecule: messenger RNA, 1365 nt
Organism: Phaedon cochleariae (mustard beetle)
Lineage: Eukaryota; Metazoa; Arthropoda; Insecta; Coleoptera; Chrysomelidae
Source: the annotation of a GenBank genome assembly
UGGCAACUACCUGGUGCGCGUGCGCGCGCAGGUGAUGUCUCGCGACGACAGCUCGGGCGGGUGGGUGCCGCUGGGCGGCGGCGGCCUCAGCAACGUGUCGGUGCGCAAGAGGCCGCGCCCGCCGCAGCCGCCCCCGGGGCAGGGGGGGCAGCCGCCGCCCCCCUGCCCCGCCGCCGCCCCCGACAAGCCGAAGCACGACUAUCUCAUCUACGGCAAGCGGAUCAGCGAUAACUCGGUGGUCCUGAGUUGCACGAUAAAGAAGGACUUCGAGUACAACAAGGUGAUGCCAACUUUUCACCACUGGAAAACCGGCGACAAAAAGUUCGGGCUGACUUUCCAGGCGGCCGCCGACGCCCGCGCCUUCGACAAGGGCGUCCGGACGGCCGUCGAGGAUCUGCUAGACGGUUUUGUGGAUACCUCUCCUUUAUCGCUGCUGCCAAAUUGUACAAAAGAUGUUGGUGAUGAUGACGUUUUCAUGACAUUAGAUCUUCCUCAAGAUCCCAAAGACUCCCGAAGCUCUAGCGAUUCCAGCACAAAGGGCACGGAACAUCUCCACAGGAUAACUUACAUAGGCGGGGGUAGGGACAAGCCUAUCGAGAAUCGGCAGCCUACUUACGAUCCCAAUAAGGGAGCCAAAGACCCGGCGGUGGGUCCGGCUGGCGGCGAGACGUACCCGUACGUGCAGCUGACGGCGGUGCACGAGUACGUGUACCCGAGCGAGGAGCGCGGCAGACAGCGGCCGCGAGCCGAGCAGCCGCCCGCGCUCGCCCGUCGCGACUCCGCGGGCAGCAUCAAGAAGGGCGGCGUCGGCAUGGAGAUGGCCGUCGUGCAACAGCAGCCGCCCCUACCGCUCAAAGGUAAAAAGGGCAAAGUCCAGAUCCGCUGCCGCCACUGCCAGGAACUCUACACGGAAGAGCACAACCCGCGAGGGGCGUGCGAGUACGCUCCUGACGGCGCACGCGCCUGCAUCAACCGCGUCACGUGCUUCGGGUGCGCGCAGUGCGUCGACUACCACUGCGCCUCCGACCAGGAGGGCGACACGGCGCAGCAUCCGUGCGACUGCGCAGGCGCCGGCGACGAGAACUGCGCGCGCCGCUGGUGCUGUCUGGCGCUGCUGUCGCUCUUCGUGCCCUGUCUGUGGCUCUAUCCGCCCCUCAAGAUGUGCCAUUGGUGCGGCAUCAAAUGCGGCUUAUGCGGCGGCAGGCACGCCAUGUGAUCCGAGGGGAGCGUUGCGGUUGCGCGGUAUUAGGCGGACAGUUUUCUCAUUCGUCGAAUCGGUUUGCGUCCUUUUUCUUCUUGUUCUUUUCUCCUUCUUUCUUUUUUCUCUCGUGGGGAGUUUGCGGGGAUCGUCCGGGCCACGAUUGA